AUGAUGAUCAAGAGUCUCCUGUGGGUCGUGGCCGCGUCUGCCAUGCCUCUUGUCGAACUGUCCUCUCGACAACUCCACACAAUGGAGCAGACCAAACCCUUGACGAUUAGAAAGAACCCACCUCUAGCGCCCCGAGCCAACCGCAUUAUCCCUGUUGUAGUCGGAGGACCCCAGGAUACCUUCGUCCCCAACAUGAUUCGAGCAGCAGUUGGUGAUGUGAUCCAGUUUCAGUUCAGCAAUGGAAACCAUACUGUCACGCAAAGCUCCGAGGAUUCUCCUUGUCAGCCUCUUCAAGCAACACAGUCUGGUGCAAUACAUUCAGGUCACAUACCAUUCGAAGAUGGGCAGACUACUGUUGGAACAUUCAAUGUUCCUCUUACCAGCACAGAUCCCUUGUUUUUCUACUGUGCAACGGGACCACAUUGUAUGCUUGGCCAAGUCAUGGCGAUCAAUCCCCCCAGUGAGGCAAACUUGGUCGAGUAUAACAAGAAGGCCAAUGGGGCUCUGGCUAAUAUUGAUGCUGGUCCUGCUACGGGUGGAACAGUUGGAGAGAUUCCUCUAGCUGACGCUGCUUUCACUCCCGCUCCUCCUGAAGAUGGUGCUCCUCCUGCACCCCCAGCUGACACUCCUGCUGCUGCCCCUACUCCUCCAGUAGUUGAGAGUCCACCUGCUGCUCCUCCUGUCGCUGAGGCUCCAGCCGAGAUGUCUCCUGCUCCUCCAGUCGAGGCUCCAGGUGCUGUGCCCGAGGCAGCAUCUAUGGAAGAGCACUACUAG
Molecule: messenger RNA, 774 nt
Organism: Fusarium pseudograminearum CS3096
Lineage: Eukaryota; Fungi; Ascomycota; Sordariomycetes; Hypocreales; Nectriaceae
Exons: 3
Coding region: 1-774 (257 amino acids)
Source: RefSeq, a predicted model, not a curated record